Messenger RNA from Galendromus occidentalis (western predatory mite), 1608 nucleotides. RefSeq names its product WD repeat-containing protein 20. Gene Ontology annotation, molecular function: protein binding. The record is from RefSeq and is a predicted model, not a curated record. The coding region runs from base 1 to 1608 and encodes 535 amino acids. Lineage: Eukaryota; Metazoa; Arthropoda; Arachnida; Mesostigmata; Phytoseiidae. The transcript is spliced from 9 exons.
AUGCAAGGACAUCCCGGUGCAUGUGCGGCACCCCCCAUGAACGACUUUAACGCCGGAAUGCCGCAAGUCGGCGCAUUCGAGUUGAAGACACAAUUUUGCACAAGGGAAGGCGAAUAUCGUCUCCUGCCGCAGUGCGACCUGAUAAGGAACAACAGGAAUGGAUACACUACCCAAACAAAUACACCGGUGAAAAUUUCCUUCAUACACGAUAAAAUCUGUUACAAUGUUGGUCGGGAUCUAUUCAUCUUCGCAUACAAAGGAGUUCUGAAAGCAAUCAAUCCCUCCAAACCGAUAGAUAAGAAGUUGUACAAGGGUAGUUUUCCCACCUGUCACGAUUUCAAUCUCGUGGCGUCAACUCAUGAUCUUCAACUCCUUGUGGGUUACAGCGCGGGCCAAAUACAAAUCGUGGAUCCGACGUCGCGGGAUUUGUCGAGGAUCAAAGUUUUCAAUGAGGAGCGAAUUAUCGACAGAACCAAGGUGACGAACGUGGCUUGGGUUCCUUUCUCAACACAACUUUUCCUAGUAUCGCACAGCUCAGGCCAAUUGUAUCUGUAUAAAAGUGACUGCACUUCGGGCCCUCAAGCACCCCACUACCAAGUUUUCAAGACCGGACCCGGCUAUACUAUCUACACCUGUAGAUCAAAGCAAACCCGCAAUCCGCUGUUCCGAUGGGUGAUCGGAGAAGGAUCCUUGAACAAUUUUGCAUUUUCUCCCGGAGAAGGAAAAUACCUGGCGACGGUGAGCCAGGAUGGAGUCAUGAGAUGUUUCGAAUACGCUCGAAUGGAUCUUAUCGGCUCGUUCCGCUCAUAUUUCGGCGGGCUGCUGUGUGUCGCGUGGUCGCCGGAUGCAAAGUAUGUCUUAUGCGGAGGUGAGGACGACCUGAUCACGCUGUGGUCAGUCAGCGAGAAACGAGUCGUUGCCCGUGGGCAAGGUCACAACUCCUGGGUGAACUGUGUGCAAUUCGACCCGUAUCUCUGCGGCGAUGGGGGUUACCGGUUCGGUUCUGUUGGUCAGGACACGCAGCUCUGUUUAUGGGAUGUGAAUGAGAGUGAUAUGCUUAAGCAACCGAAACCAAAGAAGCUAUCGUCGCUGCAAACAGUGAAUAGUAACGGGGGAGUCGCCAGCAACCGAGAAUCGACAAGUCCCCCCGCGCAGCCAGACCAAAACAGCAAAAAUCAUCAAAAUAAUAACUCUGCUCCGACCGCACCUCAUGCGAAGCAUAAGGAGAACAGCAGUGGAAACCAUAAAGACAAGGAACACUGCAAUGGUGCAUCCGGCACUCCUCUGCCGAUACAAUUAGGCUGCACACAGUGUCCUCGUUUGAACCAAGUGCCGAUGCUCGAGCCUUUGAUCUGCAAACGGAUUGCGCCCGAGAGACUGACAUCAUUACAUUUCCGAGAAGACUCCAUAAUCACGGCUUGCCAGGAGGGAUACGUCUUCACUUGGGCUAGACCUGGGGUCCGCGUGGAUUCUGGAGAACGAGCAGAUUUCGGAACGAGUGUCGCCGCCGCGUUCAUCGACAUCGACUUGCCUUCAACAGCCAAUUCCAUGAACAACAGCAGUUCAACCCUAACCUCGAGUGGCGCCACGGACGUAAUCACAACAUGA